Ustilago hordei is the source of this 843-nucleotide messenger RNA. RefSeq lists its product as uncharacterized. The record is from RefSeq and is a predicted model, not a curated record. Lineage: Eukaryota; Fungi; Basidiomycota; Ustilaginomycetes; Ustilaginales; Ustilaginaceae. The transcript has 2 exons. Bases 1 to 843 code for a protein of 280 amino acids.
AUGACAUCUCAGAAAUACCACAGAAGCGAAGAUGCAACAGUCUAUCGUCAGAAUGCAUCUUUCGUCUACUCCUCUGCCUACACAGCGCCCGUCUUACAGCUACUUGACCCUCAACCUGGCGAUAAGAUUCUCGAUUAUGGUUGUGGAAGCGGAGAAAUAACCCUGGACUUGGCCACAAUCGUUGGCCCGGACGGAGAAGUCACCGGACUGGACGCCAGCGACGAUAUGAUCAUCAAAGCAUGUAACCUUCAUGCCUCUCAUCCGACUCUACAGCCAAAUGCACCGCUACAAUUCAUUACCCAAGACGGCCAUGAUAAGAUCCCGUUGGAGCAUCUUGGAGUAUACGACAAAGUCUUCAGUAACGCAGCUCUACACUGGAUGAAGCGCGAUCCCUCUCUCGUACUCUCGCGUAUCUAUUCGGCAAUCAAACCCAAUGGCAUCUUCGCUGCGGAGCUUGGUGGAUUUCUCAACUGCGUCGGUAUUCGCUCACAGCUUCACUUGGCCCUCAAGAGGCGAAGCGUCGAUCCGGAGAAGUACGAUCCAUGGUUCUUCCCCUCCCCGGAUCAAUACAGCGCACUGCUAAAAGAGGCUGGGUUUGAAGUGGAGAGCUGCGAGCUGGUGCCGCGCAUCACACCACUGCCGAAGGAGAGUGGUUUGAGAGGGUGGCUCAGGACUUUCGCUGGGCCUUUCUUGAACGCGAUAGAAGGCGAGGAAGAGAGAGAAAAGGUGGUAGGGGAGGUAGAGGAGGCGGUUAGAUGCGAUUGCUUCGAUGCAAACAGUGGGGUUUGGAGCGUUAUGUAUGUUCGGUUGCGGGUGAAGGCGCGAAAGCUUUCUCAGCCAUGA